This is a messenger RNA of Ficedula albicollis (Collared flycatcher), 827 nucleotides long. RefSeq names its product RAS like family 10 member B (gene RASL10B). Lineage: Eukaryota; Metazoa; Chordata; Aves; Passeriformes; Muscicapidae. The coding region runs from base 204 to 815 and encodes 203 amino acids. The record is from RefSeq and is a predicted model, not a curated record. The transcript has 4 exons. Gene Ontology annotation, molecular function: GTPase activity; GTP binding.
CAGGGAGUCCAUCAGCAGCGUGUCCCGAGGGCCUGGACCAUGUUCCUGGAGGUGCAGCCAGCGUCUUCCCUCCGUCCAGCACACAGUGACGGGGAGCCCCGGAGGGGAAAUGCAUCCUGAAUGGGGCUGAGGCCCCCUGCUCGGGAAUAUGCAGCCUCGGCACCGCGGGGGCAGCACCAGGGCAGCGGCCGGCGCGCGGCGGGAUGGUGGCAACCUUCAAGAUCGCCGUGCUGGGAGCGCAGGGCGUGGGCAAGAGCGCCAUAGUCCGGCAGUUCCUGUACAACGAGUUCAGCGAGGUGUGCGUGCCCACCACGGCCCGCCGCGUCUACCUGCCCGCCGUGGUCAUGAACGGCCACGUGCACGACCUGCAGAUCAUGGACUUUCCCCCCAUCACCGCCUUCCCCGUCAACACCCUGCAGGAGUGGGCGGACGUGUGUUGCAGGGGGCUCCGGAGCGUCCAUGCCUACAUCCUGGUCUAUGACAUCUGUUGCUUUGACAGCUUCGAGUACAUCAAAACCAUCCGCCAGCAGAUCCUGGAAACAAGGGUCAUCGGCACCUCGGAGACGCCCAUCAUCAUCGUGGGCAACAAGCGGGACCUGCAGCGGGGCCGGGUGAUCCCGCGCUGGAACGUCUCCAACCUGGUGAAGAAGACGUGGAAGUGCGGCUACAUCGAGUGCUCGGCCAAGUACAACUGGCACAUCCUGCUGCUCUUCAGCGAGCUCCUCAAGAGCGUGGGCUGCGCCCGCUGCAAGCACGUCCACACCACCAUCCGCUUCCAGGGCGCCCUGCGCAGGAACCGCUGCACCAUCAUGUGAGCCCCCUGCCCC